This is a messenger RNA of Seriola dumerili (greater amberjack), 7812 nucleotides long. RefSeq names its product proline rich 12 (gene prr12b). Lineage: Eukaryota; Metazoa; Chordata; Actinopteri; Carangiformes; Carangidae. The record is from RefSeq and is a predicted model, not a curated record. Bases 1 to 7812 code for a protein of 2603 amino acids. The transcript has 18 exons.
AUGGAGAGGAAUUAUCCCGCUGCAGGCUUCGGAGAUCUGGGGGCUGGGACGGGAUGGAGUUACGACAGAUCGGCCAAAGCAAGCCUCGUGUAUGGGAGCUCCAGGUCAUCCCACCCAGACUCAGAGCUGCUCCACCGGCAAGCCUACGGCACCCCCCACCCCCUCCAGGGCUAUGCAACCAAUCACCACCCAGGAAGCUCCAGACAGGGCGGGGCCUGGGGCGCCGCUGGACGCACACUAGGUCUGUCGGGACUGUUUGAUGCCAGCCUCCACCAUGCUGGCCCCUCAGGUCCCGACCCCUCCGUCAUGAAUCUGAUCUCAGCUCUGGAGUCCCGAGGUCCACAGCCCCCGCCCUCGGCUUCCUCCCUCCUAUCCCAGUUUCGCACUCCCUCUUGGCAGACUGCGAUGCACACACCGGCCCCCCCGGAGCUCUUUAUUUCAGGGGCACUUCCGGGGUCCAGCUCCUUUCCCUCCUCCUCAGCCCUGUCUGCGUACCAGCAUCCUGGCUCCUUCUCUGGCCGAUCGUUCACUCCCUCACUGUCCCUGCAGGACACGCCUACGUUUAGCCCAACGUCCAAUGGUUUGCUCUCCCCCCAUGAUCCCCUGCUGCACAUCAAAACCCCCUCCCAAUCCAGUUUGGGCUUUGAUCGCUUACUGUCUUCCCAGAGUGCCACCUACCGGGGCUCCCAGGAGCCCCCUGCCCCUCCUCAGACCCAAGCCCCUUCCACCUCUUCCAGUUGCCACCUGCCCCCUCCCCAGUUCAACCUGCUAUCCUCCCAGCUCCACAACCAGUCCUCCCAGCUCUAUAACGCGUCCAUGUUCUCCCCCUCCUCCCUGCCGCCUGCGCCCCCCCCCCAGCCCCCACCUCCUCCAGAGAGGGCGGUGUCCCGGCAGGACAGUGUGAUCAAGCAUUACCAACGUUCGUCCCCAGCCCAGUCGACAACACUCCCCCUGCAACAGUAUGUCAGCUGUGGUGGGUCAUCGGGCUACCAGCAGAUAGCCAGCCACCACCGGCAUGCUGGGAUGUCCUGUAGUCCCCUGGGGGAGCAGAGUCCGUCCUCUGACCCCAAGCCCUCACCACGGAUGGAGUCCCAGACAUAUCGACCUAUCAUCCAGACUCCUUACACACCCUCAUCCUCCAGCUCCUCAGCCUCCUCCUCAUCUGGCACUAAAGGAGCCAAGAGUUCUAGCUCCAGUAGUGGCUACUCCUCUUCAGGUUCAGCCUCCUCCUCCUCCCGUGCCCCACACACUCCACCAUCAGCCUCCUCCACUUCCUCUUCAUCCUCUUCUAGCUCCAAGACAAGCACUGGCCCCUUGUCUGCUCCCUCUCGUCAGCAGCCCCCACCUCAGUCGGUGCCAGCACCACCCCCUCUACCAGUGGUGUCAUCCACCCUCGUUCAGCAGCCAGCCCCCAAACAAUGCCUCUCCACGUAUGGCUCUCCGUCUGUGGCCAACUCAAGCACAGGCCUACCGGACCAGACCCCUCCCCAUCCACAUGCCCAGUCCUACUCUCCCAACCAGCCUCCCUCUGCACACAUGGCCCAGUCUUAUGGAGGCUUCAGCUCACCUCACGCCCAGGACCUGAGCUCUGGAGCGGGGGGACCUGGAGCGAAGGCCUUCACUGGCAUAGGUACAGGAGGACGCUCGUUCUCUGCGGAGAUAGUCUUUGGGGACUCGAGCUUUGGCUCAGCUUCUCUCAGAGGAGCAGGCAGUCCGUCCUUAGGGUAUGGGAAUGCUGGGGGAUCAUCAGGAAGUGGACCUGUAUCAGGAGCGGCUGGACUUGGUAGCGGAGUUGGAUCUGCAGGAUCGGGGAGCGGGGCUGCUAGUGUUGGUAACGGAGGCAGCAGCUCGUACCACCUGCCCGAGUCCAGUCCCUCGCCCUCCAUCAGUUCUACUAUCAGUCGCCCCGGGUUACACUCUCCUGCUGCUGCUCGCCCUGCGCAGUCCCCUGGAGGCUCCGGGGCCACCAAAUACUUGUCCUCCAUCCUCUCUCCUGCUUUUAUGUCCUCACCACAAGGUUUCCCUGAUACACGGCAAGCGCAGAGCCAGUCCUACAACUCUUCACCACCCAAACCAAAAACGGAGACCAACAUGCUGGGAGUGGAGCGAUCCCAAGAUGAGGAAGAGGAUGAUGAUGAUUUCCUCAUCCAUCACUUACUUCAUGCCCAGAGCUCGACUCCCCAUCCUUCCCAGCAUCACUCACCGACUCAGCAGCUCCCCCAGCCACUCCCACAGGCGCAGGAUGGAGAACGCAAGGAGGUCGCCUAUGACCUGAACAAGAUCUCAGAAGAGCGCUACCACGUUCAGAGCGUCAUUCGUACCAACAACACCUCCAGCACUUCAGGUCUUGUUGACGCAGCAAGUCGCUUAAACAGUCAGCUGGAAAUAUCACAGAAGAAACAGCAGCAGACCAAGUCAGAGCUGAACCUCCCCAAGUCCACCGCUGGGGGGGUCUCUGACUCUCUGUCCCACUCCCAUCAGCAACAGCACGACUCCAUGGGCUCCGUGGUCCACUAUGGAAGAGGGGACCCCUACGCCCAGCACCCACACCCCCAGCAUUCCCAUCACACCUCACAUGUGUCCUCACACCCUCAGCACUCUCAAAUCCCCCAGCACACUCAACACACACAGCACUCUCAACACUCUCAGCAUGGUCAUCCUCAUUCCCACCCUCACACUCAUCCUCACAUGGAGCUGAAGAAGACUUCAGAUGCAAAUGACAAUGCGUACCUGUGUAACACACCAGAUGUGCAGCAGACCCGACAAAGCCAGGUCCCCCUCUCUCUGAUGGAUUCACCACCGGACCCUCCCCAUCAAGCUCACAUGCUGCAGUCUGUCCUUUCCCAUACAACCCGCACCAAGAUGGAGCAAGCCCCUCAGCAACAGCAACAGCAACAGCAACAGCAGCAUCCUCUGAGCCAGCAGGCCAUGAUGGGGUCAGCCGGAGGACCGGGGCCUACUGGGGUAGAGGCCCACGCACAGAACCACUCGUCACAGUUGCAACUCCAGCUCCAGACCCAGACCCACUACAGCAUCGGAGCCCAGCCAAGAGAUCAAAGCCGAGCCAGUCAGAACUCGGUGUCCUCACUAGACAUGCUAGACCAGUCUCUGUCCCGGACCAACAGCAGAGACAGUGGAGGAGCUCUGGAGAGAACUGGGGUUGGGGUGACUGUUCCAGGGGGGGAGGGAGGUGGUGGGGACAGACAAAGACAGCAGCACAGACUUACGCCCCACCACCUCCCCCAACAAACAGAUCUCCAUGACUUCCUCUCGGAACCAGACUUGGGCUUGUCCACCCCCUCGCACCUGCAUCACAUCAACCAACCUCAGGCCCAUCCCCACCCUCACGGCCACCACCAACAGCAAGCACACGCACACCAUCAGCUGUCACACUCUCAGUUAGCUCACCCGCACUCCCACCGGAUGGCGGCAAAUAUGGGGACCCCGCAACAACAGCAACAUCCCCAACCCAGAGAGCCUGAGAGCCAGCUGUCCCACUCCCAGUUAGACCAGCUCAAACAGCACCAGUUUGACACAGUGAGCCCAGUGGGUAAAGUGGGACAGACUCAAGCUCAGCAGCAGCGGUUUGCGCCCCUGACAUCCAUCUGCUUUCCAGACUCUCUCUUGCACGAUGAAGACCGCUCCUUCUUCCCUGAGAUGGAGGACAUGUUUUGUCCAGCUGACUACAAGUCCAGCUGUGCUGCGGAUUCUGGAGCAGGACCGGCUGCUCAGGAAAGCCUGAACCAGGGUCACGUGCAGGGCCAAGAGGGGAUGGAGGCCUUAAAAACAGGAGGUGCUGGAGAGGGCUAUGAUAUGGUUGGUCACCAUAGUGACCAAGGCUACGGACAGUACUGCCACAACCUUCCAGGAACAGGAAAUGGCAAUCUGCACCUAGACCUGGACUCUAUGAAGACCCACGAGCUUCCCUCCACGGUGAAUACUGACCAGCUCGGCCUCAUCCAUUCCCAGACUCCCACUAUGGGAUUGAGUUCAGCAGUUCAAGGGGAUGGCACAGUCAACAAGAUGAUGGGAGCUGUGGGAGUGGGUGGUGGUUCAGGCGCUCCUGGUCUGACCUCACCUAUCUUCUGUUCGUCUCGACCCAAGAAGCUGCUGAAGACCAGCUCCUUUCACCUGCUCAAACAGCGGCGUGAGCCACAGCCUCAGACAAAGAAGAUCUAUGCGCAGGAGUACGAGUUUGAGGAUGAUGAGGAUAAAGCUGAUGUUCCAGCUGAUAUUCGCCUCAACAGUCGACGCCUUCCUGACCUGCUUCCUGACUUGGUGUCCAGUUGUAGGAAGGCUGGUGGGGCAUCAGGAGUAAGUGGGCUCAGUCCACUUAUGGGUGACAUGGAGUUCUGCCACCCCACCAGCUACUCUGCCCUUGGACACCCUCCACAGCUCCUUCCCCAUGAUGGCCCCAAGAAAAGGGGCAGGAAACCAACCAAACCAAAACGUGAGGGCCCUCCUCGCCCGCGAGGUCGACCACGCAUACGUCCUCUUCCAGAGCCUCCGUACUGCAGGGGGCUGAUGGGAUCAGUGGCUGGAGAAAGUAGGAGGGGUCGUGGUCGCGGUCGAGGGCGAGGCAGGAAGGAGGAAGGGCUUGUGGAAAUGCAUCGAGAUAUGAACAAAGCACAAAGCCUCCCAUAUCAGCAGCAGCAGCAGCAGCAGCAGCAGCAACAGUUCAGCCAACAGCAGCAUCUCCAACAGCAUCCACACCAACAUCACCGACAGCAGGCGGACCUCCAACAAGCACCACAACAACAGCAGCAACAGCAGCAUCACCUGCAUCAUCAUCAUCAGCAGCAGCAGCAGCAGCAGCAGCAUGUUUCCUGUACUCUUCACCAACCGCAUCAUCAACAGCAUCAUCACCAACAGCAACAGCAACCAUCCCAGCAGCCGCAGCAAGAUCCCAUCAGACCUAUCACGAUCAAACUGCCUGUUCCCACCAUGCCUCCAUCUGAAUCCUUGCUGAGGACGGACUCUCUGUCCAGCACCGACCCAGUUCUGUCUGACGGAUCUGUGGGGUCGGCGCCAUCCCUGGGCCUGAGUCCUGGACCCAGCACCACCAUGGAUAUCAGCAGAACUGAGCUGAACCAGACGCAGAACAAGAUGAUGAGGCAUCAGCAGAAAGAGAUGACGUGGAAGAAAGACGUGGACGAUCCUCUGAACUCUGAGGCCUGGGCUGCUCUUCACAAACUCUCCAGCUCAGCUGAUGAGAAGGCGUUCGACUUCAAACCUGGCUUCAUGGCCUCUUUCCUGGACUUCCUGAAGACAGGUAAAAAACAGUCGGGCCUGGACCAGGGACCUGACGGAGAUGAGCAGGAACCCCUGAACCCCUGCUCGUCUCUGAAGGGAGGGAUCACGCCCUUAUCCCCGCCUCCUCCUCCCCUACCACAAACUCCUCCUCUGCAGGCUCCCGGAUCCUUCAGUGAGGGAGGGCAGGGUGAGGGGGAGGACCUGGCUCUCAGCAGCUGCCCCAGUCCCUGCAAGCCUCUGGAUGAUGAGCUGAAAAGGAACCUGGAGACGCUGCCCUCCUUCUCCUCUGAUGAGGAGGACUCGGUGAGUAAGAACCAGGAUCUGCAGAAGAGCAUCUCAUCUGCCAUCUCUGCCCUCUAUGACACCCCUCACUCUCUGGCUGCUGCAAUGGCUUCUGCUAUGGUCAAAGCCCCGCCCACUCUGUCCCCACCUACCCCACAGGAGCCGCCGCUCAGCCCCCCUCUCCCCGCCAUGCCUCCACUCAUCCCCAGCAUGGAGAACGGAAAAGAGGAGGCGCUCACGUACACUCAGCAUCGCACACAGGAUGAGGAGCAAAACCUGGUCUCCCCAGAGUCCAACAGAGAGAAAGCAGAGGAGAGGGAGCCUGAACGAGGACCGGGGGCCCUGGAGGAGCAGGAGGAGGAGGAAGAUGAAAGGAUGUCUGACAUGCAGAUUUUGGAGGUUCCUAAGGUUGAAGAUUCUCCGUCAGGACCUGUGCUCGCUCCUGCACUUCCAUCUCCAUCACCAUCCAUCUCCCCCUCACCGCCCACCUACUCAUCACCAUCACCCCUCCCUCCCCUGUGCCUCUCUGUACCCUCCCCUCUGCCAGUCCAGCAGGGUGAGGAGGGGGUGAGUCCAGCCUACCCUCCCUCUGAGCAGCAGCAGCAACAGCCCUCCUACCAACCACCUCCAGCGGCAGGCACCUCCCCUCCCCCCUCCACCUCCCCCCCGGCCAUCCCAUCCUCACCACUCUCCAACCUUCCCCUGGCCCAGUCCAUCCCCCCUCCAUCCACCACUCCUCCCCCAUCAUCAUCUGAUCAGGACCAGGAACCUGAAGCUGGGCAGCCUUCCCCCUCUUCACCCUCCUCUUCCUCGCCCUCUUCAUCAUCCUCUCCGCCACCAUCACCUCCAACCCCGGAGGAGGCCCCAGCAUCGCAGCGCCUCACCUCCCUCCACCUGGCGAAGAAGCAGGCUGACGCCGCCAUCGCUGGGGAGAGUGAGGAGGAGGACAGCGAGAGCGGGGGCGAGGGGAUCUUCCGCGAACGAGAUGAGUUUGUGGUUCGAACCGAGGACAUCGGGACCCUCAAGAUGGCCUUGCAGACAGGCCGGGAGCCCCCGCCCAUCUGGAGGGUGCAGAAAGCCUUGCUCCAGAAAUUCAGCCCAGAGAUCAAAGAUGGCCAAAGGCAGUUCUGUGCAACCAGUAAUUAUCUGGGUUACUUCGGUGAUGCCAAAAUGCGCUACCAGCGUCUGUACGUGAAGUUCCUGGAGAACGUCAACAAGAAAGAUUAUGUCAGAGUGUGUUCUCGAAAGCCGUGGCACAGAGCCGGACUGACUCUGAGGAGGCAGUCACUGCCCAAACAGCUGCCCACCAUUCACAGUCAAACCCCCCCUCGAGUGGACAGAGACGACAAGGAGAGACAGAGAGAAAGAGAGCUGAAGGAGCAGAGAGAAAGGGAGCACAGGGAGAAGGAGGAGAGAGAGCAGAAAGAGAAGGAGAGACUGGAGAGGGAGCAGAGAGAGAGGGACCGCAAAGAAAGAGAGAGAGAAGAGCGAGAGAGGAGAGGUGACACAGUGGAGUUUGCAAGGUUGAAGGAGGAGAAGAGGAUGGAGCAUCAGUCCAGAGCCAAGACGUCAAAGGACAAGGCAGAGCCUCCUCCCAAGAAGAGGAAGAAGUGGCUAAAGGAGGUGCCGUCCUCCUCCUCUGAGUCUGACUCCUCUCCACCCAGUGAUGAAGAAGUGCAGCCUCUCUGUGUUUCAGGGCCUGUUCGAGGUGGAGUCAACAGCCGAGCCAUGAGGGAGAUGUUCAGGAGCUAUGUGGAGAUGCUGGUCAGCACAGCACUCGACCCUGAUAUGAUCCAGGCCCUGGAGGACACUGAUGAUGAGUUGUACCUCCCACCCAUGAGGAAAAUUGACAGCCUGCUGAGUGAGCAGAAGAAGAGGUUGUUGAGGAGAGUCAACAUGAGCGCUCAGCACCAGGAGGCUUUACAUAUAUUCCCCAAAAUGACGGCCGACCCGCUGGACUCUGGAGCCGUCAAAGUUCAUCUUGGUGGGGAGGGCUACAACCGCAAAACUCUCAGCCGGGUCAAGAGGAGUAUUCCCAAGCAACAGGAUCUGAAGAUUUCCAUUGAGACAUGUCGGAUCUACAGUCUGUAUCAUUCCCUGCACCACUACAAGUAUCACACCUUCCUGCACUGUAAGAAGGAGACCGACAGCAUCGAGCAGGCGGCGGAGGACCCCGGCCAGGAGGAGGUGGUGCAGCAGUGCAUGGCUAACCAGGGCUGGCUGGAGAGUCUCUUCAACUCCUUCAUGGAACUACUGGGCCUCAGUGCCAAGGCCUGA